AUGUCGGAUCAACAUCCCCGCCGCCCUGACUUACAGCCCUAUUCGGAGAAGUUUCUAUUCGUCAACUACGAUUCAAAGAGGCCCAGCGGCUCUCAUGAUGACCAGUCGCGAGUCCUUUCCCACGUCCGUCAGAACUAUCAUGUAUGGCGCAGAAAGCAGAACGUCAAGCAUCUUCGAGAUCCCGUCGUGGUCCCUGCCACCUGUAAGCAGAAGGUACCGAUUCCCAGCUCCCAAAGACGGCCACUGUCCGAGAGCAGCCGCCAUGUGCGAGGGCGUCCAGUUCCCACAGCGCGAAAUGGGGCCAUCAGGACUCAACGCACUGGUGGCGUUUCCGAGCCUGCAGUCGGCUCCCCUUCGAUCAAUCUCCACAGGGGGAAUUCGGAUCCCUUCAAUGCUUAUCCGGUCAAAAUCGAUCCUCAAGUGAACGAGCUGAUUGCCUUCUAUCGAGACUAUCUUCUUCCGGCGCAGUAUCAUGUUCCUUCCACAGCAUGGGUCAGCUCUGCCAAUGCGAGAUUAGACUGGUCCAUCUGCACCUCCACGCUUCAAGAGCCAGCUUCAGGAAAUGCAUUUAUUGCUCGGUCUGCAACUGUUGCCGCUGUGCUCAACCCCGCUUUGCGGACACUGGCUAUGCGUUACCGCCUGCGGAGUAUCCAGGAACUGCGGUCGAGACUGCGAGACAACGUAGAUCAAACCUACGGUGAUGUGAAUGUGCUCCAGAUUAUCAUGCUGCAGAAAGCCGACAUUGUCGAUAAAAACCUGUCAGCUGCUGCGGCACAUGCAAACAUAUUGCAGAACAUGUUCCAAGAACAACAAAAAAGGAAUCACACAGUGAACUUCACCCUCCUGCAAUAUGCCCUCUGGAGCCACACACAGAUCUCUUCGAUGUUUAUGGCUCCCCUUGCAUUCGAUGUGAACCCUGGCGGCUGGGUAGUCACGACGAUGCGGCCUCUUUGGGAUGCUGCUCUUCAACAGCUUCGAGAACUACCACAGUGGACAUACCAUCGGGACAAUGCGGAAAGGUGUCUCGACCCGAGUGUUGAAGGCGAAGAACUAAAAGCAUUCUUCGUCUCUCGGAGGACCACUUUACAAACGUGGCUACUCUACGGUCUCAGUGGUCGACCCACGCCACCUCUCAUAAUGCUGUGGCUGACGACAACAGCCUGUCUCCAACAGGGGAGGAUGCUCAAACACUAUAUUCGCGCCGUCCACGAGGCCAAAGAGAGUGCAUCCUUGUCAUCACGGGAAGGUGGAGGGGGAUGCUCUGCCGCGCCGGUAGAGUACUGGUACACCCAACAAUAUUUGAUUCUUGCAGAAUUUCUUUGGACACAUCAUUUGAGCUACAAAGUUGAAGUUGGUGGCAUUGAUCUCUUUGAUAUGGUUCCAACGCAACUGAAGAAUCUUCGAGCAGCGCUGCAGAAUGCUGAGGACGCGGGGCCUGGUCCUGGGCCUCGGCACUCUUCAAAAUAUCGAAACGCCCGUCUCUGGGCAUUGUUCAUUGGCGCGCAUGCCGAAUUGUUGCGAUCCAAGUCCAUGCAGAAAACGUCAAGUUCGGAGCUGUCGUCAAACAAGGCUUUGCUCAACAAGAAUCACGAGAAGAAGGAAACGCCUUCGUUCGUGAAGUACCGCAAUGACGCCAAAUACGGUGGCUCUGAGGGUUACGAGGAAACUAGUGAUCGAUGGUUUGAGACGCACUUUGCCCACCAACUCCGGGACAUGGAAUUGUCGGAAUGGAAAGAUGUUUAUUCUGUCUUGAAGGGUUUUAAUUAUGCGGACAUAAUUAAGCCACUUGGAGAAGAGAUCUUCAACAACGCUAUGAACGUGGUCCAGCCUCCGCUGUCUGGAAUUCCUCUAUAUAUCAGGUCCAAGCAAGAGAGAAGCGAAUCUGACGGUAGCAAAGUGUGA
Messenger RNA from Fonsecaea multimorphosa CBS 102226, 1902 nucleotides. RefSeq lists its product as uncharacterized. NCBI's taxonomy places the organism in Eukaryota, Fungi, Ascomycota, Eurotiomycetes, Chaetothyriales, Herpotrichiellaceae. The record is from RefSeq and is a predicted model, not a curated record. The transcript has a single exon. Bases 1 to 1902 code for a protein of 633 amino acids.